AUGUCUAACCCUCACAUCAUACUUGAUCCUAAUAUUCACACUAAUUCCUCCAUAUUGCUUAGCUUUAACAACACAUUCCCUAAUCCAACAAAACAAGAAUGUCCAUUUUUAUCAACAUCACCAUCUCUUUCCUCAUCACCUAAUUCAUUGGAGUAUAAGGAUGAUUUUCCCUCAUCUUCCUUAGAUGAUAAUUUGCUUUCUCCUAAAUUCACUCUAGAUAAUUCAAUUUCUACAAGGCAUGUUAGUACUAUAUCAUCAACACUUGAUGAAUUUGAUCACAAGGAUAUGAUGUAUGGGUUCUCAAAUGAUUUUGUUGAGUUUGAUAUUGAUGAUUUCUUUCACCCUUUUAAUGGGUUUUCAUGA
Molecule: messenger RNA, 363 nt
Organism: Trifolium pratense (red clover)
Lineage: Eukaryota; Viridiplantae; Streptophyta; Magnoliopsida; Fabales; Fabaceae
Exons: 1
Coding region: 1-363 (120 amino acids)
Source: RefSeq, a predicted model, not a curated record